UUGAAAAAGUUGAAAAGGUUGAAAAAUCUAACAAUCAAUUAAAGUCAAAAUGGAGCUACAAGGCAGUAACUCGAGAACUUCCAUUUGGCAACGAAGAUUAUAUAAGAGAUCUUGAACAUAAGUAUUGGAAAAAUUUGGCUUAUUUUUCUCCAUAUUAUGGAGCCGACUUGGAUGGUUCUCUUUUCACUGAUUCAACUACUACAUGGAAUGUCAAUAACAUUGAUAACCUUUUGAAUUUAAUGGAUCCAAUUCCUGGCGUAAAUAAAGCGUAUCUAUAUUUUGGAAUGUGGAAAGCUUCUUUUGCUUGGCAUGUCGAGGACAAAGAUCUUUAUUCGAUCAACUACAUUCAUUUCGGUGCUCCAAAAUUUUGGUAUGCUAUAUCUCCUCAAAAAUCUGCUACGUUUGAGCAAAAGAUGAAAGGAUGGUUUCCUGGGUAUUUCUACGAGUGUUCGGAAUUCUUACGUCACAAGGAAUUCAUGGCAUCACCUGAACAACUUAGGAAUGGAAUCAUGCCAUUUGGAAAAGUGGUUCAAAGAGAAGGGGAGUUUAUAAUUACAUUCCCUCGUGGUUAUCAUGCUGGGUUUAACAUGGGAUUUAAUUGUGCAGAAAGUGUAAAUUUUGCCUUUGAAGAUUGGAUUGAAAUGGGUAUUAAGGCUAAAUCAUGUGAAUGUAAUCCCGAUAGUGUUACUAUUGAUGUGAAUGGUCUUUUUGGACACUUGUUGAAACAGCCUAUUUCAGAAGGUACAUGUCCAAUCGAUAAAAGUAUAGAAGCUUCAGUUAUCGAAUUGCCAUCUCGUCCACUUCAAAAAAUAAAAGGAUCGCGGAAAAUGGCCUCUUCAAAUACGCCAAUUGCGAUGGACCUGGAUGGACCGGUAACUUUAAUGUAUCCCGAACAUAGUUACGUAUCGCCAUCACCUGAUUCCGAUAUGAUCGCAUCAUUAGCAAAUAGAACAAGGAUUGGUUCACAUUUUAAGAGUCAAAACCGGGAACAUAGAAUAAUGAACUCACCGCGCGAAGUUAACAAGAUGAAAUCUCCACGUAAAAAGAAUUCACUAGAUAAACUUGUUAUGGUCAAUAAUGAAAUUUCAUUUUCUAAAGUAGAAAAAAUGGAGACUAAUGAGAAUGGUCAUAUUGAUCAUAAUAAAAUGGAUAAGGUUGAAACCAAAAAUUGCAAUUAUACCGAUAGAUGUGCUUUAUGUCCGGUUGUCGGUGUAAAAUCUGAUAUCAUGGACGAAAGGUUUGAAAUGGUACACAACAAAGAAUACCAUUUAGUCCAUCGAUUUUGUGCAUUGUUUGUUCCGGGAAUGUUUAUUUCUGCUAACGAAAAUUAUGAUAACAAUGAAGUGGCGACUGACUACAGGGAUGCUCCAUAUUAUAAAAAAUAUAAAGAUUUGAAAUGCGAGGUUUGUAGCAUUCCUUCUGGAAGUUGUACCCAAUGUCCAUAUCCCAAUUGCAAUAGAUCAUAUCAUAUAUUAUGUUCUAUUGACAUCGAUUGUGCGUUAUAUGAACGUCAAGACGCUGUUGGUGGAAUACAUUAUGAAAUCUG
Messenger RNA from Funneliformis mosseae, 1546 nucleotides. The record is from the annotation of a GenBank genome assembly. Lineage: Eukaryota; Fungi; Glomeromycota; Glomeromycetes; Glomerales; Glomeraceae.